UUCCAAUUAAGACGAGGGAGUACGAGAGAGAGAGAGAGCGCGCUGAAAGAGCACAACAAUGAUGGCGAUUCCACCAGUUUUUCUUUCCGCCGUGCUCUCAUAUCUUGUCGUUAUAUCUGAAUCCACUCCUACCAUUACUCCGAUCGCCACCGAAACAUCACUCGGAAACCAGCGUAAUCACCGUUUGACCUUGGAGUUGGAAGAGGCCAAGCUCAAGAUAGCUCGAUUAGAAUCCAUCUUUGAUGAAACAGUCCAGCACAUAAAUGCUAAAAGCCUUUCUCUUGAAGAAUGUGAGAAGCUAAUUACGGAUAUGACUCAUGAGAUGGAUCGUCUGCAAUCUGACUUGUCCAGCUUAAAGGGUGAGUCGUCACGUGCAAAUGAAAGGCUUAAUCAGCUGGAAGAAGAGGUCCGACUUCUUUGGGCUAAUAUGAGGAAGACCAACUUUGAGCUUCACCAUCUAGAGUCUAAAGCACAAGAUGCUGAGAACAACAUGAAUCUGGUUGCUUCACAAGUUGAGAAGAUGGCUGCCAUCGUGACUGAACAAUGGAUUCAAAUCCGGCAACUUGAACAAGCUCUUCAUAAUGCAGAAGUACAGGCAUUAACGGUUAAAAGAUCACCCACAAGGUGCAAAUUCUUAAAGUUCCUCAGAAACCUAUUUGGCAAUCAUCUUCAGAAGCUAAAGGGGAUUCUGGAUUUGUCCUUAUUUCACAAGGAAUCCCCUUUGCAUCAGUUAGAGAAGAUCUCAUCAGCAGCAAAGAAGUAUCAUCACGAGUUGCAAGGUUUCAUUAAGCAGGAAAUGGAGAAGAAUGAAUUUACAGCUGCUCUUGCUAACAAAGAAGUGGUAUUUUUUGUGGUAAGCUAUUGUUCGUCCUUGUUGGGCUCUUGUUUGAUCAAUUAAGACUGUGUUUGGAUCAUAGAUUUGCAGAGGAAUUAACCAAGGCUUCUGCUCUAAUUACCUUUCCCAUAAUGAGUGCUUGGAUGUUGCUCUGCUCACAAUUCAGCUAGCUGGGAGUUGCCAAACGGUGGUGCUAGCUUAUUCCAACAAAUCCUUGGCCUUUUUGGACUUCUUAUCCCUCUUGCCAUUGGAGAUGUCAAUGGAGGGAAAAAUGAUUUUAACUUGUCCAGAUUGGGUUAGUUUUAAUCUGGUUAGUGACAAAUGCAUAUGGAUCAGCUAGAUGAUUUUGGGUCGAAUUUGCAGAUCAUAGCGCGUUAUGCAGACAUCUAUAGCAUGCGUUUGAUUGUCAUAGUAUGUGGCAAAUAGUACACUUGUAUUUUGACAAUUUACUCAUACGCAUUACAAUUAGACUUCGAUUAUACAGAAGAUAGCUGCUAUUUGUGAAGUCGCUGCUGCUGCUGCUGCUUCUUGUUGGAUCUUUGGUUUGUAUAGAAGUAAAAUUGGAAUGACUUGUACAUAA
Messenger RNA from Rhododendron vialii, 1415 nucleotides. RefSeq lists its product as uncharacterized. The transcript is spliced from 9 exons. The record is from RefSeq and is a predicted model, not a curated record. Lineage: Eukaryota; Viridiplantae; Streptophyta; Magnoliopsida; Ericales; Ericaceae. The coding region runs from base 59 to 898 and encodes 279 amino acids.